CCGCAAGCGCACCUAAGAGACGUGCUUGCUUGCUUGCCUGUUUGCCGUAGAUCGAACCCUCCGCGCUGGCACAAAGCGCAGCGAGAAGAGAAGAGAGCGCGCGCGAGAGAGAUCGAGAGAACCACAGAGACAGAGAGAGACAGAGAGACAGACACGGACGGCCGAACCAGCAAGGUCUUCGACCCCGACACAUGCUCAGCUCGUGCCUGACUCAUCCCGAACCUCCACUGCUGGCCUGGUAGUCUGCCAACACGUUCCCUCUUCUCCGCAAACAUGGCCACCCACUCGAAAGCACCCGCUCCGUCCACAAACGGAGUCCUCAGCGCGCCCCCACCAGUCGGGGUCAAUAGGAAGAAGGCGAAGAGAAGGGCCAAACAGCAGGCCAAAUCUGCGCAACAGCUGCCCGUGCACCACGUAGCUGGCCAGCAGACAACAGAGGGCUACGACGAAGAUGCUCUGCGAUACGAGGAGGAGGAGGAAGACGACUACGACUCCGAAGCCGACUAUGACCCAUCGGACGAUCACCACUAUGCUCCCCAUGCUCCAACAAAUGGCGUGCAUCCACCUCCUCCGCCACUGGUGAGUAGUGGUAGCAAGAGGGGUAAGAAGAAGCAGACCGGCAGCAUGUCGCAAGGCGGCGCAUACGACCCGCGAAUGCUGCCUCCCUCAAUGCACCACGGCGAGAACACUCCUUCUUCUGGCCCUGUCUCCCUGAGCCGACCGCAUCGUGGCAGCCGCCAGGGCGAUGCCAUCUGGCACACGAGCAUGCAGCAGGAACGCGAGAACAUCAAGCACUUUUGGCUGAACCUUACCGAAGACGAGCGCAAGCGUUUACUCCGGAUCGAAAAGGAAGCUGUGCUCAAGAAGAUGAAGCAGCAGCAGAAGCAUUCGUGCUCCUGCACAGUCUGCGGUCGCAAGCGUCUGGCCAUUGAGGACGAGCUCGAGUUGCUUUAUGAGGGCUACUACGCCGAGUUGGAACAAUACGCUCACCACGAUGUUCCACCUCUUCCUUCGUCUGAUGGCUUGGUUCCCGAUCCGUUGCAGCACCGCCGGCCCCACCCUCUGGCGACUCCCCCGCCACCCUUGCAUCAUCCUCAUCAUGCUCACGCGCACACUCAUUCUCACCACCGGACCAGUCAGAUCCACGAGGUUUUGGACGAUGAAGAUGAGUACAGCGAGGAGGAGGAAGACGAGGAAGAGUACAGUGACGAGGAGGAGGAUGAAGACUACUCAGAUGACGAGCCCGAGCCCGAGCCUGAACCGCCGCGGGGCCACCCAGGCGUGCCAGACUUCUUCAAUUUCGGCACGCAUCUAACUGUCAAAGACAAUCUCCUCACCGUAGCCGACGACUUGCUCAAGAACGAUGGCCGGAAGUUCAUUGAGAUGAUGGAGCAGCUCGCCGAGCGACGCUUGCAGCGAGAACAGCGGUCUCAGUACGAAUCCGACACCCACUCCGGCUAUCCUCCGGGCGAUCCCACCUACGACCACCAAGACCAAAUGGAUGGCGACGAGUUCGACGACGAGGAGGAUUCGUACAAUUCGCAAGAAGAGUACGACGACGAUAUCGAAGAGGAGGAGGAUUUGGUGGGUGACAUGAAAAUGGAAGGACGUCGAAUGUUUCAAAUUUUCGCGGCACGCAUGUUCGAACAGCGCGUGCUGACCGCGUACAAGGAGAAAGUCGCCGCCGAACGCCAGCAGAAGCUUUUGGACGAGCUCGAGGACGACGCGAAAUUACAAGCUCAACGAGAAGCCAAGAAGCAACGUGACGCGCAAAAGAAGAAGGACAAAAAGAAGCAACAGCAGAUGGCCAAAGCGGAGGAGAAGGCCAAGCGUGACGCGGAGAAGGCGGAGGAAGAGGCCAAGUUGCGCGCAGCCGAGGAAAAGAAGCAAGAAGAACAGCGGCGCAGGAAGGAAGAGCAGCGACGCAAGCGCGAGGAGGAAAAGAAGAAGCUGGAGGAAGAGAAGGCGCGCAAAGAAGCCGAGAAGCUCAAGCGGCAGCAGGACGAACAGCAGCGGCGAGAGGAGACGGAGCGCAAAGCACGUGAGCAAAAAGCGGCGGAAAAGGCCAAGAAGGAGGAGCAGCGCAAGAGAGAACGUGAAGAACGAGAAGCACGUGAAAAGGAAGCUCGAGAGCGCAAGGCUCAGGACGAGAGAGAUCGCAAGGAGCGCGAAGCCAAGGCGAGAGCCGACAAGGACGCCAGAGAUCGAGAGCGCGGCGCACAACAGACUGCUAAUGCAAACCACAUGGCACACCCGCCACCUGCACUGGCUAAGCGUCCGUCGCAGCAGGCCACGGUGGCGAUACCAGGCAUGUUUGGCAAGCAAACGCCUUCUGGCGUGGCCUCACCUCACCCUUCGGUCCCCAUGCCAGCAAUUCCCAAGGCAUCGACUCCAUCCAAGCCCAAGCAAGCUUCGCAUCAAGGCUCGCACGCCAGCUCACCCAGACAGGCUCAACCGCAGGUUCCGAAUGCUCCAAGCAAAGCAUCAUCUCCCGGGAGCAAUGGAACUCAGCAGGCUCAGAAUCAACCACGGCAAAUCUUGCAGAAGUCUGGUGCUCACCAGGGAAACCAUCAGACUCAGCCUCACGCGGGGGGCCCGUCCCCGCUUCAUCACCAGCCUAUUCAGCCUCCUCCUGGUAUGCCACACCCACAGCAAUUCCCACCUGGAGCUUUUGGAGGAAUGCCUCCAAUGGGCUUCCAAAACUUCCAAGGGCCUCGAGGGCCGAUGGGAAUGCCCAAUAUGGGACAACGCGGUCCAAUGCCCAUGUUCCCUCAGCAGCCACCCCACAACAUGGGGUUCCCCAAUGGCCUUGGCUUUGGUACUCCUGGGAUGAAUGGCAUGGGCCCUCCGCCAGGCAUGAUGAUGCCGCCGCAGGGCCGACCGUUUCCCUUCGACAACGGCCCAGGAAUCAUGGGGCAACCGCCGCCUGGCUUUGGUCAGCACCCAUCUCAUCACCCUAACCACAGUUCACCAGUGGGACAGCCGCCUACAAGUGGCAUCGAAGCACAGCGACAAAGCAUGUCUGGACAUUCACGCCAACCAUCGUCUGACAAGGACCGUCUCGACUCUGCAGCAAGUCAGCCGAUUGCACGACCGGCGCCGAUACAGCGACCUGGUAGUGUCCGGCCACCUGGACCGGACCGGAACGGCUCCAACGGCGACGUGGACGACCUGUCGAAGCAUCUGGGCAGUUCCGCCUUGCUGGACGAUAGUGACGAACCCUGCCCGAAAGACAGACGACAUUCAAGCAUGGCUACCAAUCCUCGUGGGAUCAACAUCCCCGGCGCAGGCAUGACUCCGAUGGGUGGUGGAUUUGGUGGUCUUAACGCGCCAGGAACUUCUUGGGGCAAUACUUCUGCUACGCCAUUUGGCCAGUCCCCUGCAUUGGGUGGUCCAGGUUGGGGUGCUCUGCCACAUCAGGUCGGCAGUUGGGGUGCCAACAACGCAGCCUUCUCCAAUAAUAACAACCAUUUUGGCACUUUCGGCGCUCCAAUCAGUGGCCCUCGUGGCGGACCUCAAACGCGACCCAUUACAGUGCGACAGCUUCUCUGCAACGCUUGCAGAGAACUGUCCAGAUCUGGCGAAGAAUACCACAAUGUGGAUGCUGUGAUCCAGCUUAUCAUGUCGCGCAAUCCACCGCUUGACUUUGCGCCUGAUGCAGCAGAAGUCAAGGAUAUCUCCACUGUGGAAGGUGAUUCUCGCAACGGUGGUGGUGAAUUGCACUUCCGUGAGCACGAUGAUGGUUCCAAGGACAUCAAGUGGACACAGGACGCUUCGACACCAGAUCAAGGGGGACAUCGUUCUUCAGAGCUUGCAGCGAUAGGUUCGCCUGCAGUGGGCAAGAGCUCACCCGCCUUUGGUAUGUUUGGUGCGCCUGGUACGGGACGUGGAUCUGCUGGUCCGCCCAUGGGCAUCCUUCAGAAUCUCGGUGCGAUUGGAAGCUCUGGCUUAUGAUGGGAUGCAAGGAAUCCCAGUGAAUGAAUAGUAAUUAGUGGCGAGACUCCUUCUACGCUGCUGACUUUCAGGCAGAAUCGCCGUCUUUUUCGGUUGUCUGUGUGUGUGUGUGUGUGUGUGUGUGUGUGUGUGUGUGUGCACUGGAAUGGCAUAAUGACAACGAUGGUAAUGGCAUGUGGCGUCCAAGCUCAGCAAUUUUGCUGUCCGUUGUCAUCAAAGGAACUUUUGUAGCGCCUUCGGUUCUCAAUAAUCGAAGUUUUUGAAUGUCACGCUCGACUACUACGUCUAGUAGUACUGUUGUUGGUUCAGAAGUCCUUCUCUUCGGUCUUUUCUCCCCCUUCUCUCUCUCUCUCUCCCACCCCUCCCCACACACAACCACGAGAGUCCUUCUUUCCUUGAUCACUGAUGAGCAACACCUCGACUACAAGAUUUCUGGGUAUAGACCAAGUAGGUCAUUCAUCUCCUCUCACUAUGCCGUGAGUACAUGUAACAAGCAGGUCAAGUACCCCAUCCCGUCGGUUCUUCAUCCACCUCCCCUCUUUGCACUCUAGGACCUCAAGAUGGUUCUUUCAAACUAUCCGUAGCUUCCAAGUGAAAAAGCACAUUACUCUGAUAAUUCUUGAACAUUUGCGCGACGAGUUCAAUGUUCAUAUUUUGGACGUUGAUUUCUUGGAGGGAUUUGUUCAGGACCAUGAUUGCUUCGUUGAGUUUUUCGACGUUGGUGAUGAUGCGUGAGAGAAGUUGGGAUUGUUGGUGUUCGUGGGGGGAUUCCAUUUUGUAUCACCUCGUCGUCGCCGUGAUGACGUUGAUAUUUGUUGUCG
Molecule: messenger RNA, 4775 nt
Organism: Sphaerulina musiva SO2202
Lineage: Eukaryota; Fungi; Ascomycota; Dothideomycetes; Mycosphaerellales; Mycosphaerellaceae
Exons: 6
Coding region: 274-3954 (1226 amino acids)
Source: RefSeq, a predicted model, not a curated record